AUCGAACAAGCCCUUGUUCUCCCUCUCAGAGAUCGACAAUGGCGCGUGGGAGCUCGCAGUCGCAGACGACCUCCUCAGCCGGCGGCGCGGCGAGGCCGGGAACGGUGGGGCCUCGUGGCACGCCGGCGGCGACGGCGGGUAUGAGGCGUCGAAGGCCUGGCGGUGGGGGCGGAGGAUCGAGUGGCUUCACCGGCGGCGGGGGCGGGAGCAACAUGCUCCGCUUCUACACCGACGACGCUCCGGGCCUCAAGAUGUCUCCCACCGUGGUGCUCGUCAUGAGCCUCUGCUUCAUCGGCUUCGUCACUGCCCUCCACGUCUCCGGCAAGCUCUACCGCUACCGCGCCGGCGGCACCUCCUGAUCCGCCACUCCCGAUCUAGGGUAUACACUACACUGUACUGGAUCAAUAGAAGAUCUCAGUUUAUCUGCUUGUUUUGGUGAUUUAGGGUUUAGAAGAAAGAGGAUUUUUUUAGUUCAUACUUCAUAUUCUGAUUUCUGGAAUUCUUUUCAUCUGUGUGAUUUUGUUUGCUUGGAUAUUUUUUCAUUGUUCCUGAAAGCAUUGAUUUAUUGCUAAUUUUUUAUAGGAUUAAUGAAUA
Messenger RNA from Dioscorea cayenensis subsp. rotundata (Guinea yam), 594 nucleotides. RefSeq names its product protein transport protein Sec61 subunit beta-like. Gene Ontology annotation, cellular component: Sec61 translocon complex. The transcript has a single exon. The coding region runs from base 39 to 359 and encodes 106 amino acids. NCBI's taxonomy places the organism in Eukaryota, Viridiplantae, Streptophyta, Magnoliopsida, Dioscoreales, Dioscoreaceae. The record is from RefSeq and is a predicted model, not a curated record. Gene Ontology annotation, biological process: intracellular protein transport.